Messenger RNA from Chanos chanos (milkfish), 1692 nucleotides. Its product is annotated as glypican-6-like. The transcript has 10 exons. Gene Ontology annotation, biological process: cell migration; regulation of signal transduction; regulation of protein localization to membrane. The record is from RefSeq and is a predicted model, not a curated record. Gene Ontology annotation, cellular component: synapse; cell surface; plasma membrane. Lineage: Eukaryota; Metazoa; Chordata; Actinopteri; Gonorynchiformes; Chanidae. The coding region runs from base 1 to 1692 and encodes 563 amino acids.
AUGCUGAACGCACGUGCAGCCCUGUGCACUUUUUCUGUGCUAUCUCUUACAGUGGUAGCGGAUCUUAAAACACGCAAUUGCAGCGAUGUCCGGGAGGCUUACAUUGCCGCAGGCUUCAGUGUUGUGAAUAUCCCAUUCCAGGAGAUAUCAGGAGAACAUCUCCGUAUCUGCUCCCAGGAAAAGACCUGCUGUAAUACUGAAAUGGAAGACAACUUCAGUCAGCGGAGUAAAAGAGAAUUUGAAAAACUGAUUGACGAUACAAGUGAAGAAUUACGAGACACCUUUGUAUCCAGGCAUAAAAGAUUUGAUGAAUUUUUUCUGGAGCUGCUGGAGAACACAGAGAGGUCCCUAAAUGAGAUGUUUGUGAAAACCUAUGGAAAACCCUACAUGCAAAACGCAGAGGUGUUUCAGAGCCUGUUUACUGAACUCAAACGCUAUUACACGGGAGGAAACGUUAACUUGGAGGAAAUGCUCAAUGACUUUUGGACACGACUGUUGGAACGCAUGUUCCAGUUGUUAAAUUCUCAGUACAUCAUCACUGAGGAAUAUCUGGAAUGUAUCAGCAAGUACAUGGAUCAGCUCAAGCCCUUUGGAGACGUGCCCAGGAAACUUAAGUCUCAGGUUACCCGGGCCUUUAUCGCCGCACGAACGUUUGUCCAGGGGCUCAUGGUCGGCCGUGAGGUGGCAAACCGUGUGUCCAAGGUCAGCAUGAGUCCUUCAUGCAUACGAGCAGUGACCAAAAUGCUCUAUUGCUCGUACUGCCAAGGUCUGCCUGAGCUCAAACCCUGUAAGAACUACUGUCUGAAUGUGAUGAAAGGCUGCCUUGCCAACCAAGCUGACCUGGACCCAGAGUGGAAUCAGUACAUUGAUGCUAUGUUGCUAGUGACAGAGCGGCUAGAGGGUCCGUUUAACAUCGAGGCGGUGAUGGAGCCAAUCGAUGUAAAGAUAUCAGAGGCCAUCAUGAAUAUGCAAGACAACACCAUGCAAAUCUCCCAUCAGGUUUUUCAAGGAUGCGGACAACCCAAGCCCUCAGGAAUGAGCAGGGCUGCCCGCGGUGUUUCGGACACGUUCAAUGCCCGCUUCAGGCCCUACAACCCUGAGGAACCACCCACUACUGCUGCCCGCACCAGCCUGGACAGACUGAGGAUUGUCUGGAGGACUAUGCAACACAGUGUGAUUGACAUCAAGGACAAACUCAAGCAGUUUAAGAAGUUCUGGCUGCUUCUGCCUGAGGGGGUGUGUCAGGGUGAACAUGUGGCCAAUGAGAUCAGUGAAGAGGACUGCUGGAAUGGGCAGACGAAGGGAAGGUACAUUCCAGAGGUUUCAAAAGAUGGUUUGACCAACCAGAUGAAUAACCCAGAGGUUGGUGUUGACAUCACUCGACCUGAUACCUUUGUGCGGCAGCAGAUCAUGGCUCUAAGAGUGAUGACCAACAAGCUGAAAGGCGCCUACAAUGGCAAUGAUAUCUACUUUGAAGACUCAAGUGAUGAGGGCAGUGGUUCUGGGAGCGGCAGUGGGAGUUGUACUGAUGCGUGUGUAACAGCAGAGAUGGAUUUCAGUACCACAGUAGUUCCAGUGCUUGAGGCAGACAGGAGUGAUGAACAUUCAUCCGCCUCCAUCCUCCAUCCCUUCACGGCACUGCUAGCUACUCUCAUUCUGUCUGUCCUGGCACUGCAUAACCACUGGAGAUAG